UAUGGACUCAUCAGCUACAACAAGACGUCUUCAACAUCUUUCAAGACAUUUCAAAGCUUCCAAUAUAACUACUCCUCCUGUUCGUGUUACUGUUACAGGUGCUGCUGGAAAUAUUGGAUAUGCAUUAGUUCAUAUGAUUGGAUAAGGUAGACUUCUUGGACCAAAUCAAUAAAUCAUUUUAACUCUUUUAGAAUUACCAAUGGCCAAGGAUUAAUUGGAAGGCACAAUGAUGGAACUCAGAGAUUGUGCUUUUCCACUCUUGAAGGAAAUUAAAGGAACAACUCAAUAUGAUUAAGGAUUUAUGGGUUGUGACAUAGCUAUAUUGGUUGGUGCUAAACCAAGAGGACCUGGCAUGGAAAGAAAGGAUUUAUUAGCUGCUAAUGCUCGUAUCUUUAAAGAGUAAGGAGAAGCAUUAGAAAAGUAUGCCAGCAGAAAUGUUAAGGUUUUGGUUGUAGGAAAUCCUGCCAAUACAAAUGCUUUAAUCACAGCACAUUUUGCACCAAGCAUACCAAAAUCUAAUUUUACAGCACUUACUCGUCUAGAUUAAAAUAGAGCCUAAUCCAUAGUUGCCUAAAGAGUUAGUGCAAAUGUUGAAGAUGUUAGAAAUAUUAUUAUUUGGGGAAAUCAUAGUACUACUCAAUUUGCUGAUGUUAGUCAAGCAACUGUUUAAUAAAAUGGAAUUUCAUAUACGUAUUAAUUUAUAUUUAAUAAGUGUUCGAGGAUUAGUGGCUGAUGAUGCUUGGCUUUAAAAAGCAUUUGUUGAAUAGGUGGCAAAGAGAGGUGGAGCUAUUAUUGAAAAGAGAAAGGCUUCAUCUGCUGCUUCUGCUGCUAGUGCUGUUUGUGAUCAUAUUCAUGAUUGGUUAAUUGGAACUGAUAAUGGGUAUUUAAAUAAAAUUUAUAUUAUUAGAACAUUUGUGUCCAUGGGAGUAAUUACAGAUGGAAAACUAUAUGGAAUCAAAGAAUAAGUUUGUUUUUCAUUCCCAUGCAUUUGCAAAGAUGGAAACAUCAAAGUAGUUGAAGGUUUGAAAUGGGAUCAAUUCUAAUAGUCUAUGAUUGACAAAACAUUGAAAGAGUUGUUAGAGGAAAAAGAAAUGGCUUUAUCUGUUGUUGUCAAUAAAUGAAU
Messenger RNA from Paramecium pentaurelia, 1123 nucleotides. NCBI's taxonomy places the organism in Eukaryota, Ciliophora, Oligohymenophorea, Peniculida, Parameciidae. The record is from the annotation of a GenBank genome assembly.